Podarcis muralis (Common wall lizard) is the source of this 2598-nucleotide messenger RNA. The record is from RefSeq and is a predicted model, not a curated record. Lineage: Eukaryota; Metazoa; Chordata; Lepidosauria; Squamata; Lacertidae.
AUGGGGACACAGCUUUUGAAGGGACGUGUUACCAACAGGAUCUUGCUGGUGGUGAUGUUGCUGCUUAUAUUACUGUGUCAUACAGUUUGCAAGAUACAUUCUAUUAACUGCAGUAUACAUGAUGAUCCCCUCCCGAUUCCUCAUGAAUUUUACCAACCAGGAGACCUUGUCAUCAGUGGGAUUGUUUCUCAAAUAUUCUUUCUUUAUGAUAGCCUCUCUUUCCUGGAACAGCGCACACAGACCAUCACUGAUGAACCAAUUUCAGUGCCUAAGAACUACCAGCACAUCCUGGCCUUUGCAUUUGGUGUCAAAGAGAUCAAUGAGAAUCCCAACAUCUUACCAAAUAUAUCUCUGGGACUCCACAUCCUCAAUAGCUACUACACUGCAAGGAUGACCUAUAAAGCUAUCUUAAGCCUUCUGUCAACACGACAUAGGUUUGUCCCCAACUUCAAGUGUGACAACCAGAACAAUCUGAUAGCUCUCAUUGGAGGGUGCAUCUCUGAAAUCUCUGCCAAUAUGGCCAUCAUUUCAGCAACCCACAAGACUCCACAGCUCACAUAUGGAUCAUUUUUGCCAGUACAAGGUGCCCAAAGUUUAUUCCCAUUUCUAUACCAGAUGGUCCCCAAUGAAGCCUACCAGCACAUGGGUGUUGUGCGGUUACUUCAGCAUUUCAGAUGGACCUGGAUUGGGCUUUGGGCUGUAGAUGAUGAUCGAGGAGACAGAUUUUUACAGACAAUGAUGCCAUUGCUUUCCAUUCAUGGUAUCUGUUAUGCCUUCGUCAUAAGAAUACCCAAAUGGAAUUACAUGGAUGAGAUGAUAGAAUUUGCUCUGCAGCAUUUUGAAAGCUAUGCAAAAAUCUUUGAGGGAAACUCCAAUACGGGAAAUCCCAGUGUAUUCUUUGUUUAUGGGGAGCCUCCAUCUUUUCAGGUUUUGAGAAUGCUGCUGUUUUUUGCACCUUUAUUCUCGCUGCCACCUCUGAAUAAAGUUUGGAUUGUUACAUCCCAUUGGGAUUUUGCAUCACACUCUCUUCAGAAAAAUUGGGAUAUGCAAGCCUUUCAUGGUUCUUUAUCCUUCACAGUUCACUCAAAUCAGUUAUUAGAUUUCAAUAAGUUCAUUCACAAAUUAAGACCAUCAAGGGCUAAAGGUGAUGGCUUUAUCCAGUCCUUCUGGGAGCAGGCCUUCAGCUGCUCAUUGAAACUCUCUAAAGGACAGCAAAAGGAGGAAAACAAGAAAGUUUGCACUGGGGACGAGAAGCUGGAGGGCCUUCCUGGAAUUUUGUUUGAAAUGGACAUGACUGGCCACAGCUACAAUGUUUACAAUGCCGUCUACGCUGUGGCACAUGCUUUGCAGCUCCAAAAGCACAUCGCGUUCAAUAACAGUGUGGGAGAUUCUGUGCACUUUGAUGACAAUGGAGAAUUAGUUGCAUGUUUUGAUGUAACAAACUGGUUGAUUUUUCCCAAUGGCUCACUGGUUAGAGCAAAAGUUGGAAGACUGGAUUCUCAGGCUCCUUUAGGAAAAGAGUUAAGAAUUAAUGAUGACCAAAUUCUAUGGCAUCCAAGUUUUAACCAGGUGUUGCCUAUUUCUGUGUGCAAUGACAACUGCUACCCUGGCUACAGCAGGAAAAAGAAGGAGGGAGAAAAAUUUUGCUGCUAUGAUUGUGCUCCAUGUGCAGAAGGGAUGAUCUCUAACCAGAAAGAUAUGGAUGCCUGUGUCAAAUGUCCAGAAGACCAGUAUCCCAAUAUGGACCAAACUCAAUGCAUCCCCAAAGCUGUAAGCUACCUCUCUUACAAAGAAACAUUAGGGAUUACUUUAGCUAUCUUAGCCAUUUCCUUCGCCUUUAUCACAACUUUCAUACUUGGAAUUUUCGUGAAGCACAAGGACACUCCCAUAGUCAAAGCUAACAACAGGACCCUCACCUACAUCCUUCUCAUCUCUCUCCUUCUUUGCUUCCUCUGCGCCUUACUUUUCAUUGGACAGCCUGGAAAGGUCACCUGCCUUCUCCGACAAACAGCCUUUGGUAUCAUAUUCUCUGUUGCCCUUUCCAGCACUUUGGCAAAAACCAUCACCGUGGUUCUGGCAUUCAUGGCAACCCAGCCAGGAUCCAAAAUCAGAAAAUGGGUGGGGAAGAGAAUGGCAAAUUCCAUUGUCCUCUCCGGCUCCUUUCUUCAAGCUGGCAUUUGUUCUCUUUGGUUAGGUAGUUCCCCUCCAUUCCCAGAUAUGGACAUGCACUCAGUGACAGGAGAAAUACUACUGGAAUGUAAUGAGGGUUCAGCUGUCAUGUUCUACUGCGUCAUAGGCUACAUGGGUUCCUUGGCCAUUGUCAGCUUCAUUUUGGCUUUCCUAGCCAGGAAGUUGCCAGACAGUUUCAAUGAGGCUAAAUUUAUCACUUUCAGCAUGUUGGUGUUUUGCAGUGUUUGGCUGACUUUUGUUCCAACCUACUUGAGCACCAAAGGAAAAUACAUGGUGGCUGUGGAAAUUUUCUCCAUCUUAUCAUCCAAUGCUGGCUUACUGGGUUGCAUCUUUUCCCCUAAAUGCUAUAUCAUUGUUCUGAGGCCUGAACUGAAUAAGAGGGAGCAACUAAUAAGGAAAACCAAAUGA